Lampris incognitus (smalleye Pacific opah) is the source of this 1306-nucleotide messenger RNA. It is a transcript of the gene crispld1b, whose product is annotated as cysteine-rich secretory protein LCCL domain containing 1b. Gene Ontology annotation, cellular component: extracellular region. The transcript is spliced from 14 exons. The record is from RefSeq and is a predicted model, not a curated record. NCBI's taxonomy places the organism in Eukaryota, Metazoa, Chordata, Actinopteri, Lampriformes, Lampridae. Bases 1 to 1299 code for a protein of 432 amino acids.
AUGAAUAAUAGCACCAACCUGCAAGCUGAUGUGUGGGAUUAUGAGUUGGAGAGGAGUGCUGAGCACUGGGCACAUACCUGCUUAUGGGAACACGGACCGAGCCACAUGCUGACACAGAUAGGGCAGAACCUUGGUGCACACUGGGGCAGGGACCGUCCUCCUACGUUCCAUGUACAGGCCUGGUAUGAUGAAGUAAGGUACUAUAGCUACCCUUACCCCCAGGAGUGUAACCCCCAUUGCCCCUUCAGAUGCUCUGGACCUGUGUGUACUCACUAUACUCAGAUGGUGUGGGCAACAAGUAACCGUAUUGGCUGUGCGAUCAACGUGUGUUACAACAUGAACGUUUGGGGGAUGAUUUGGGCCAAAGCUGUCUAUUUGGUCUGCAAUUACUCUCCACCGGGGAAUUGGUGGGGUCACGCUCCGUACAAACAUGGGACUCCCUGCUCCGCCUGUCCAGCCAGCUAUGCAGGAGGCUGCAGGGACAACCUCUGCUACAAAGAUGGGGGCGUCGAGAGGCGUCCGGCUCCUGAGUUAGAGGAGACUAACUACAUCGAACCAGACCCCGACCGAGUGCGGGACAGGGAACCCCAACCCAGGGCUCAGUCCCCAAAUCCCCCGCCGGAUUUUAACCUGGAGCGGAACCAGGUGGUCAGCACAGAGCAGAUGUGUCAACAGGUGGAGUGUGACACUAAGCUGAGAGAUCAGUGCAAGGGAACAACUUGUAACAGGUAUGAGUGUCCACCGGGUUGCUUUGACAGGCCAGGAAGAGUGGUGGGGACUGGAUAUUAUGAUAUGCAAUCCAGUAUCUGUAAGGUUGCGUUACAUGCCGGCAUUAUUGACAAUGAUGGAGGAUGGCUGGAUGUGACGAGACUUGGAAGAAAACAACAGUUCACAAAGUCAUACAAGAAUGGCAUCCAGUCAAUUGGGAAAAACAGAAGUGCAAACUCCUUCAAAGUAGCCACAGUGCCUGUCAAAGCAGUAACAUGUGAGACCACAGUGGCAAUUUUCUGCCCUUUCAAGAAACCUGUACGGCAUUGUCCCAGGCUGUACUGUCCCAGGAAUUGUUUGCCUAACAGCCAAGCCAAAGUCAUUGGAACAAAAUAUUACUCAGAUAAAUCCAGUAUCUGCCGAGCGGCCAUCCAUGCGGGAGUGAUUCAGAAUGACUCGGGAGGCUACAUAGAUGUGAUGCCUGUGGAUAAGAGGGGACAAUAUAGUGGCAGCUCUCAAAACAGCAUCACUUCAGAGAGCCUAGUCAACCCCACAGGUGGCAAAGCCUUCAGAGUGUUUGCAGUCAUCUGAAAAACCA